Molecule: messenger RNA, 1485 nt
Organism: Paramecium pentaurelia
Lineage: Eukaryota; Ciliophora; Oligohymenophorea; Peniculida; Parameciidae
Source: the annotation of a GenBank genome assembly
AUGUAAAGAGCCUUUAAAUUCUUCAGAAAAAUCGAUUCAUUUGGAGUUGACUUUAAUCCUGCUAUUAACAACAAAAUGAGUUUUAGUUAUAAAACUAUAUUGGGAGGAAUUUUUACUUUGAUAAUUUAUUCACUUAGUGCAGCUUAUUUUGUAUAUGAAAUGUACAGAUGGAUGAAUAUGGAUAUGGUUCCUAUUGUUACUACAGAAAUUCAUAGUUUUAAUGAUGAUAUUGAAAAUCUCUUAGAUGAAUCUAAUGCAUCGAUUGAAUUUGAAAUUUAUAAUACAGCAAAUGAAAAGGAAUUGGUUAAUCCAUUUAAUUAAACUUAACUUGUUUUAACUCCAAUAUUGAAGAAUUAUUCUAAUGGAAAAGAGUAGGCAGUCGGAUAUAAUUUUUCUUAAUAUGUGGCUGAAAACGUAUUUUCUCCAAAAUUGAGAUUAAAUUCAAAAAGUGAAUAUUAAAUUUCUUUUGCUAGAUGUACAAAAGAUAUGUUAGUUGAGGGUUAAGAAUGUGCUAGUUAAGAUAUUAUGAAUGAUUUUUUUAAUUAAAGUGGAAAUGAAUUAUAAGUUAAUGUAAUUUUGAAAAUAGUUGAUCCUAGAACAUUUAUGGAAAGAUAAAUAAAAAAAACAUAUGCAAUGAUUUUAGAAGAAAUAGAAUGUUAAAUCACUAAAAUAAGCAUGGAGUAUACACAUUAUUAGAUAUAUAAAGAUUUCAUAUUUCCAACUCCACUUAAUAAAAUUUUUGUAAGUGAAACAGUUGAAUAGACAACAUAUGGAACUAAAGAUUAUUGUUCUAAAAGAUUUGUUGAAGAAAGUUAUGCUUUAUUAUGGAUUACAACAUCUUAAGUUGCCUAUGUUUAAAGAAUGUAAUAUCCUGAAAUUGGAGAUAUAUUGGCCAAUAUUGGAUCUAUUGUAGAAGUUCUAUUUUUAAUUGAAUUUUUAAUUUAUAAAAUAAAUGAAGAAUGCCUUAUUCGUUCUAUGUAAGAGUAAAUUUUAUCUUUUUAUUAUCCUGAAUUAGAGUAUAUUAAAUUCAAAAAAAAUUGCUUUGGUCUAAUUACAAAAUGUUCUUUAUACUCUUAAGAUAUAAAUCCAAAAAGUUAUAUCAAAUUCAAAAAUAAGAUUUCUAAAUUAAUGAAUUGUAAAUUUAAUUAUUUGAAUUUGAUCUAUGAAGUCUCAAGACUUUAAUUUCUUAUACAAUCUAUCAUUAGAAAAGAAGAAAUUUAUUAAUCUCAUUAAGUUGGAAUAAAAUUAUAAUUAGAAAAAGAAUCAGAAAAUGAUUAAAUGUAUAAUUUGAAGGAUGAAGAUAAUGAAGAAGGAUUAUUAGAUUCAGGUAAAAUAAUUUAUGAAAGAAAAUUGACAUAUAAAGAUUCAUUGUUAUUAAGUAGUCUUAAUAGAAAUUUAAACCUUGAAGAAGAUUAUAUAGAUUAAGAGUUAAUUUCAGAUAGAAACUUUUUUGAAAUAAAUAGAAUAAAUAGAACAAAGAUAUGA